ACAACCAGAUUUUAAAUGUUUCCGACUGCACAGGGAAAAAAUGAUUUUUAGAAGCCUGCAGAAAUGCAAUGUUUUUGAAUUUUUAAAUCAUCCAAAAAUGCACAAUCCCCGGGCGUUCAUUAUAAUCCAGUGGCAAUGCCAUCUCCUUCCCAUCUCCCUGCAUUCUGUAUAAAGGAUCAAUUGAAGGAGGCUCUACGUGUUCUGCGUGCGACACACAAAUCCAUUCUAGACUACUCUUUAUAUCUUCAAUUAUUGCAAAGCUGCGCUCCCAAAAAUGCGCUUUCAGAAGCUAAGCAAAUCCACUCUCUCAUCGCUUACAGGGGAUUUACAUUUGCUGUACCCACAUUUUUUCAAAACAAUCUUAUCAACUUGUAUGUCAAAUGCGGAAAGUUGGUGGAUGCUCGUCAAGUUUUCAAUGACAUGAAAGAACGAGACAGCUUCUCAUGGAAUGUCAUAAUUGCAGGUUACGGAAAACAUGGGUAUCCACAAGAGGCAUUGACACUGUUUCACCAAAUGCAACGAACAGGUGCUCAACCGGAUCAGUUCACCUUUUCCAGCAUACUUCAAGCCUGUGCCAAAGUAAGAGCUUUGGAACCGGGCAUGGACAUCCAUCAAAGCAUAGUGGAGAGGGGAUUGUGGUCACAUGUUGUAGUUGGAAGUGCCCUGGUACACAUGUAUGCAAAAUGUGGAAGCGUACACAAAGCGCGCGAACUGUUUGACAAAAUGCCUCAAAGAAAUGUGAUCUCCUGGAAUGCUAUGAUUUCAGGAUAUGCCCAAAAUGGCUUUCUUGAUGAGGCUUCAAGGCUUUUCGAACAAAUGCCCGAGAAAAAUGUGGCCUCAUGGAAUGCAUUGAUUGCAGGAUAUGCACAAAAAGGAUUUGAUGAAGAAGCCUUGGAAACUUUUAAGCAAAUGGAGUCGGAAGGUGUAAAGCCAAACUCCACAACCUUUGCAAGCGUCCUCCCCGCGUGCGCCAAAAUCAAGACCUUGGAACGGGGUAUGGACAUCCACCAAAGCAUAAUUGAAGCCGGAUAUUUGUCCGAUGUUAUUGUUGCAAGUGCCCUGGUAGACAUGUAUGUAAAAUGUGGAAGUGUAGAAAAUGCACGAGAACUGUUUGAAAAGAUCCCUCAACGAGAUGUGGUCUCAUGGACUGCAAUGAUUGCAGGAUAUGCACAAAAUGGGCUACUUGAAGAGACUUUCCAAACUUUUAAGCAAAUGCAAUUGGCAGGUGUGAAACCAAACGCUACAACCUUUGCUUGUAUCCUCCCAGCCUGUGCCAAAAAUGGAGCUUGGAAGCAGGCUAUGGACAUCCAUCAAGGAAUAAUUGAAAGCGGAUUUUCGACAGAUAUCAUGGUUGUAAAUGCCCUGAUAGACAUGUAUGCAAAAUUUGGAAGAAUAGAGAAGGCAAGUGGACUAUUUGACACAAUGUCUCAACGAGAUCUGGUUUCAUGGAAUUCAAUGACUGCAGGAUAUGCACAAAAUGGUAUUCUUGACAAGGCUUUAGAGCUUUUUAAUGAAAUGCCUCAAAGAAAUGUGGUCUCAUGGACUGCGAUUGUGGCAGGAUAUGCACAGCAUGGGUUCUUCGAAGAGGCUUUACAAAUGUUUAAACAAAUGAAAUUGGCAGGUGUAGAGCCAAACUGCACAACCUUUGCCAGCAUCCUCCCAGCCUGUGCCAAGAUGGGAGCUUUGGAACAAGGUAUGGACAUUCACCAAAGCAUAAUUGGAAGUGGGUUUGCACCAGAUGUGGUUGUUAUAAAUGCAUUGAUAGACAUGUAUUCAAAAUGUGGAAGUAUACUGAAGGCACGUGAGCUAUUUGACAACAUGUCUCAACGGGAUUUGGUUUCAUGGAAUGCCAUGAUAGCAGGAUAUGCACAAAAUGGCUUUUGCAAGGAUGCUCUCAGACUCUUUGAGCUAAUGCAAAACUCUGGAACAUGCCCUGAUCAUGUAAGUUUUGCUUGUAUUCUAUUUGCAUGCAGCCAUGCAGGUUUAGUGGAUGAUGGCUGUAAAUACUUCCAUGCAAUGAGUGACUCUUGUUGCAUUACACCUACAAUUGAUCAUUAUAUGUGCAUGGUUGACCUUCUUGGUCGUGCUGGCUAUCUUGAGGAAACCUUAAACUUUAUCAUCAAAAUGCCAAUUAAACCUGUAGUGGUUAUGUGGACAUGUUUGCUUGGUAUCUGUAGAUCACAUAAAAACGUAGGGUUAGGAGUAUUUACAGGAAAUCUCCUUCUUGAGAUGGAUCCUAGAAAGGCUACAACUUAUGUUCUUCUGUCAAACAUCUAUGCAGAAGUGGGCAAACGGUGUGAAGUUCAAAAGGUAAGGAGACUGAUGAAAGAUAGAGGAAUUCAAAAGACACCUGGAUGUAGCUGGAUUGAAGUCCAUAAAAUAGUGCAUGCUUUCUGUGUGGGUGACAGAUCUCAUCCACAGACUAAGGAGAUUUGUGAAAAACUGGAGGAGUUGUCUUGGGAAAUGAAGGCGGCAGGGUAUUUUCCAGAUUCAAGACAUGCACUGAAUGAUGUGGACGAGGAGGACAAAGAAUUAUUUCUCUGCCACCAUAGCGAGAAGUUGGCAAUUGCUUUUGGAUUGUUAAACACCCCCCCUGGAACAACCAUUAGAGUUGUCAAAAACCUUCGAGUAUGUGUUGAUUGUCACACUGCAACUAAGUUUAUCUCUAAGAUUGUUUCUAGACAAAUUAUAGUGAGAGAUGCAACUCGGUUCCAUCAUUUCACACAAGGGCAAUGUUCUUGCUUAGAUUUUUGGUGAUGCUAAUUGAAGCAGCCUGUAAACAUAGGCUUGCUCAAAAUACAGGGCAUCGUGUCAGACCUGCAGUGACAUGAAGGGUUCAGUUUUUAUUUCACUUUCUAAGAAGUAUUUCUUCGCAAGUGUGGGGAGAUCUAGACCAUUCUAUUGGCUUCAUAAAAUCAGAUGUACCAUGCAAAGUGCAUCACCGUAUAUAUACACUGAUGUCCAAUGUGGAAGAAGGGCUGCAUCACUGUAUAUAUGUACUGAUGUCCAAUGUGGAAGAAGGGCUUGCAAUUGUAAAAUGCUUGGAAAUGAUCGAAAUUUCUUGAUAGUUUUUCACUUCAACCUUUGUCUUUUAUAUGUUUUUUUUUUUCCUUCAUUAAUUGUAAUAU
Cryptomeria japonica (Japanese cedar) is the source of this 3128-nucleotide messenger RNA. Its product is annotated as pentatricopeptide repeat-containing protein At2g13600. The transcript has a single exon. Gene Ontology annotation, molecular function: RNA binding; zinc ion binding; protein binding. Lineage: Eukaryota; Viridiplantae; Streptophyta; Pinopsida; Cupressales; Cupressaceae. The record is from RefSeq and is a predicted model, not a curated record. The coding region runs from base 136 to 2757 and encodes 873 amino acids. Gene Ontology annotation, biological process: RNA modification.